Molecule: messenger RNA, 2262 nt
Organism: Spirometra erinaceieuropaei
Lineage: Eukaryota; Metazoa; Platyhelminthes; Cestoda; Diphyllobothriidea; Diphyllobothriidae
Source: the annotation of a GenBank genome assembly
AUGAACCAUAUCCGCACCUCAUAUCCUCCCGUGUUUGCUCGGCCGAGACGACUAGCACCGGGGCGUUUCCAGGCCGCGAAGGCGGAGUUUGAACACAUGCUGCAACUGGGAAUAAUUCGACCGUCCGAAAGCCCCGGUGGCGGCUACCGAACCCUCAACAGCGCUAUCAUUCCUGAUCGGUACCCCGUGCCUCAUCUGCAGGAGUUUGCUGGAGCCUUUUUCGGCAAAGCGGUUUUCUCGAAGAUUGAUUUGGUGCAUGCUUUUCAUCAGAGUCCAGUCGCCAUGAGGACAUUCCUAAAACCGUCGUCACUACACCCUUCGGUCUCUUUGAUUUCAUCCGCAUACCGUUCGGUCUUCGUAAUGUCGCCCAAACGUUUCAGAGGUCCAUCGACCAUGUCUUACGUGGCCUGCCCUUUGUGUACGCCUACAUUAAUGACCUCUUGGUGGCCAGCCGGAAUGAGGAAGAACACAAAGAGCAUCUUGCCUUGGUGUUUGACCGCCUUGACAAGUUUGGCGUUGUCAUCAACCCCUCCAAGUGCGUGUUGGGUGUGCCUCCACUCGAGUUCCUCGACCAUCCGGUCGACUCUGAAGGUUUGCGUCCCCUCCCCUCCAAGGAUGAAGCAGUUCGUAAUUUCCCUCCACCAAAUUCCAAGCGACAGCUGCAGCGAUUCCUCAGCAUGGUCAAUUUUUACCGCCGAUUCCUACCAAACUGUGCUGACCUCAUCCUGCCGCUCACCAACAUGCUUUCUGGUCCCAAAGGUCCCCUCGAGCAGAUUGGCGACGCACUGACUACUUUUGAGAGAAUCAAGAAUUUUGUUGCCGACGCCACUUUACUCACGCAUCCCGCUCCCGAAGCUCAGUUGUCCCUGACGGUGGAUGCUUUGACCGUAGCCGUAGGUGCAGUCCUUCAAAAACACCUUGCUGGUUCGACUCGACCACUUGCCUUUUUCUCCAAAAAGCUCUUACCAUCUGAGACACGCUACAGUACCUUUGGCCGUGACCUAUUUGCCAUUUACCUGGCUGUGAAGAAUUUCCGACAUUUUCUUGAACGUCGGGACUUCAUUGUUUUCACCGACCACAAACCGUUGACUUUUGCACUUCGUUCCCACCCCGACAAGUACAAUCCGAGGAAGAUCGUCAUCUGGAGUACAUCUCCCAGUUCACCAUCAACAUCCGCCACAUUGAUGGCGCGAAGAACGAGGUGGCUGAUAUGCUGUCCAGGCCCUCACUGUCUUCCCUUCAACCCUCACACGGGAUCGAUCUUUGUGCCAUGGCGGCUGAGCAACAGCGAGUGGGUUGUCCUGGCGACGAGUCUGUUAGUGGUCUCCAACUCAAAGACGUUCCUCUGACCACCGGCUCUGGUACCAUACUUUGUGACGUCUCGACUCCUUUUCAUCGCCCUUUCGUGCCCGCCUCGAUGCGUCGAGCUGUAUUUCAAACUCUGCAUGGACUGUCCCACCCUGGGAUCCGAGCCUCUCAAAAGCUCUUCGCGAAAGGUUUAUCUGGUCUGGCAUGGACAAGGACCUCAAACCUUGGGCCCGAUCGUGUCUGAAUUUCCAGCGCGACAAGGUGCAACGUCACAACAAAUCCCCACCAGGCACUUUCGCCAGCCCCGACGUACAGUUUAGCCGUGUGCACCUGGAUGUCGUAGACCCCUUGCCUCCAUCCAGUGGUUUCACCCACCUCCUUACCUGUGUCGAUCGAUAUACCUGCUGGGCUGAAGCCAUUCCUUUGUCGAAUGCGCAGGCUGAAACAAUCGUCAAGGCCUUCGUCAGUCGUUGAUUCGCCAUGUUCAGUGUCCCAUCCACGGUUACGACUGCUCGUUGUGCCCAGUUUGAAUCUGCACCCUUCCAAACGCCACUCAAUUUUAUUGGCUGCACACGCAUUCGGACAACAUCCUACUAUCCAGCUGCCAACGGUAUGGUUGAGCGUCUUCAUCGUCAGCUAAAGACCGCCCUGCGUGCCGUAGAAGACCCAGAAAACCGGUCAGACAACUUUCCUCUUGCACUCCUUGGCAUCCGCGCAGCUCUGAAGUCGGAUCUCGGCUGUAGCGCAGCUGAAUUGGUUCUCGCCACUACCCUCCGAAUGCCGGGCGAGAUGAUCACCCCAACAUCUCGUGGAGCCGACGAGAUUCCUGACAACUUUGUGCACCGUCUGCGGCAAUUUAUGCGCUCGCCUUCCCCGAUUCCACCUCGGACUCCAACGACUGAGUCUUAUGUCAAAAAAGACUUGGACAACUGCACUCGCGUUCGUCCGGUGUGA